This is a messenger RNA of Colletotrichum phormii, 981 nucleotides long. RefSeq lists its product as uncharacterized. NCBI's taxonomy places the organism in Eukaryota, Fungi, Ascomycota, Sordariomycetes, Glomerellales, Glomerellaceae. The record is from RefSeq and is a predicted model, not a curated record. The transcript has a single exon. The coding region runs from base 1 to 981 and encodes 326 amino acids.
AUGCCAUCCGUCGCCGAGGAGCAUCCACGGCUGAUGGCGAUGGCGUCCGGCAGGAAGCGCAGACGAGACGUCAACGACGCCAACACCAACGACCUGCAGUUGCCAGGUCCCCUGUACGAGAAACUCGCCCAGUAUCAGGCCGCAACGAACAACUGGAACGCUGACGGCGUUUUUGGAGGCAGGCCCAUUCAGCAGCAGAUUCAACAGCAGCAACAACAGCAGCACCUGGGAGGCAAUGCCCUUCGCUUCCCUUCCAGUAAUAAUGACCGGUUGAGAUAUCAAUUUGGCUUCUCCGACGAUAUCGCUGCCUCCGCCGAAGCCUCACGCCAGAACAUCGACUCGGCGCCUCGUAAAAUAGCGCCACUCCCUGUACCCAAACGACAACGCAUGUUCGACGACGAUAACGACAAUGAUGCGGAUCUCGGUAGCUCGAAUGGUGGUUCUACGUCACAGUAUGACCCGCAGCAAAGACGGGGUAGCAAGUCGUCGACGGGAUCUCAUCAUACCUCUCAUUCGGCACAGAACCAUGCGGAUGCAGCUGGUAACAGAACUAAGACGCCCUCAUCCUUGGCUCCCUGUCACAUCUGCCACCGCCGCCCUACGAAGAAAUCAGACCUCGAUUCGUUUGCAGAUUGCCAGGGUUGUGGACAACGAUCAUGCUAUAUCUGCGUCAGAGAGUGCCAGGGCUGGGAGAAGGACGGACGGCCGAGUAGCAACGGCGGCAUGAACAGUAUGCAACAAGGCCAAGAGCAAGACGGAGUCGACCUCUCACGGUCGUGUACUAUGGACGACGUGGAUGACGACAGGCAACGACAAUCAAGAGAAGACGAAGAGUCAAAGAGGACUGGCCGAGCCACUCGACACAACAGCUGGACGGGAGGCGGUCAUCGGCAGAUGGUCUGCAGUCGCUGCUGUAUCGAGAAGGGCGCCGAGGGCGACAUCGUUUGCCUGGGCUGCCUAUCACGCAUGGUGUCAGUCUAG